GAGCUCAGAAUGAGAUGGCCACCCACCCUGGCUACUAUGCUGAGCUGGUGGAGCAGGCCAUGGGCCGCUGUACCCUGGCCACGGAGGAAAUCGAGAGGGACCUGCACCGCUCCAUGCCUGAGCACCAUGCCUUCCAGAAUGAGAUGGGCAUCGCUGCCCUCCGCAGGGUCCUCACCGCCUACGCCUGCCGCAACCCUGGCAUAGGAUACUGCCAGGUAUGCCAACUUGUUUUGUUUUUCUGGGGGGGUUUUAUACAGCAUUGUUUAAAACUAUGCAGGUGGUCAACAGACAAUCAGAAAAAUCUCCAGUUUUUGUAGUGUGAAGCAGCUUGAUGUACAAGUACACCCCCUGAACACGACGCUAGUCUAUCGCAGGGCCACAUUAUCAACACUGACAAUGUCUUACUUACACUACAUUACAAAAGUAUGUGGACACCUGCUCGUCGAACAUCUCAUUCCAAAAUCAUGGGCAUUAAUAUGGAGUUGGUCCCCCCUUUGCUGCUAUAACAGCCUCCACUCUUCUGGGAAGGUUUAUACUAGAUGUUGGAACAUUGCUGCAGGGACUUGCUUCCAUUCAGCCAUAGGAGCAUGAGUGAGGUCGGGCAUUGAUGUUGGGUGAUUAGGCCUGGCUCGCAGACGGCGUUCCAAUUCAUCCUAAAGUUGUUCGAUGGGGUUGAUGUCAGGGCUCUGUGCAGGCCAGUUAAGUUCUUCAACACCGAUCUCGACAAACCAUUUCUGUAUGGACCUCUCUUUGUGCACGGGGGCAUUGUCAUGCUGAAACAGGAAAGGUCCUUCCCCAAACUGUUCCCACAAAGUUGGAAGCACAGAAUCGUCUAGAAUGUCAUUGUAUGCUGGAACUAAGGGGCCUAGCCCGAACCAUGAAAAACAGCCCCAGUCCAUUAUUCCUCAUCCACCAAACCUUACAGUUGGCGCUAUGCAUUCGGGCAGGUAGCGUUCUUCUGGCAUCCACCAAACCCAGAUUCGUCUAUCCGACUGCCAAAUUGUGAAGCAUGAUUCAUCACUCCAGAGAACAUGUUUCCACUGCUCCAGAGUCCAAGGCGGCGAGCUUUACACCACUCCAGCCGAUGCUUGGCAUUGCGCAUGGUGAUCUUAGGCUUGUGUGUGGCUGCUCGACCAUGGAAACCCAUUUCAUGAAGCUCCCGGUGAACAGUUAUUGUGCUGACGUUGCUACCAGAGGCAGUUUGGAACUCGGCAGUGAGUGUUGCAACUGAGGACAGACGCUUUUUAUGCGCUUCAGCACUCGGCGGUCCCGUUCUGUGAGCUUGUGUGGCCUACCACUUCACGACUGAGCCGUUGUUGCUCCUAGACGUUUUCACUUCAUAAUAACAGCACUUACAGUUGACCGGGGCAGCUCUAGCAGGGUAGAAAUUUGACCAACUGACUUUUUGGAAAGGUGGCAUCCUAUGACAGUGCCACGUUCAAAGUCACUGAGCCCUUUAGUAAGGCCAUUCUACUGCCAGUGUUUGUCUAUGGAGAUUGCAUGGCGGUGUGCUCGAUUUUAUACACCUUUCAGCAACGGGUGUGGCUGAAAUAGCCGAAUCCACUAAUUUGAAGGGGGGUCCACAUACGUUUGUAUAUACUGUGUAGUUUAUCUGACUGAUAUAGAAAUGUGUGACUUAUCUGACUGACUUAGAAAUUCCUUAAAAUGCCUCCCGAGUGGCGCUAAGGCACUGCAUCACCUCAGACCCGGGUUCGACCCCAGGCUGUGUCGCAGCCAGCCGUGACCAGGAGAGCCAUGAGUCGGCGCACAAUUGGCCCAGCGUUGUCCGUGUUAGGGGAGGGUUUGGCCAGCCGGGAUGUCCUUGUCCCAUCGUGCUCUAGCGACUCCUGUGGCAGGCUGGGCACAUGCACGCUGACUUCGGUCGCCAGUUGUACGGUGUUUCCUCCGACACAUUGGUGCGGCUGGCUUCUGGGUUAAGCGAGCAGUGUGUAAAGAAGCAGUGCGGCUUGGCAGGGUCGUGUUUUGGAGGACGAAUGGCUCUCAACCUUCGCCUCUCCCAAUGGGACAAGACUGUAACUACCAAUUGGAUUUCACGAAAUUGGGGAGAAGAAGGGGUAACAAGUACAAAAAUCCUUGGAAAUAGAAUGUCUUAAUCAUUUGGCUUUUGCUUCACUGUAAUUAACGAUUUGGUUCCAGAUAGUGGCCAAUUGAUUUGAAUUCUUUGAAGUAGUAGAAUGGGCCCAUAGCUAUAAUUAGCAAAUACCAGGAAAAUGCUAUUUAAAAUAAAGCGUGACUGUUUUCUUGAAACGUAAUCAUGAUAUUGUAACUAGGUUAUUUGACUGGAAAUGGUUCUGUCAGGGUGACUACUCUAUUCUGGUGGUUUAUUCUUUACUGUAAAGGUUAUCUGUCUGUUUCUGUUGUGAUAAACCUCUGUGUUAUCACUAAACCGUUCUCUCUCUCCAGGCGAUGAACAUUGUGACGUCGGUACUGCUGCUGUACUGUACGGAGGAGGAGGCCUUCUGGCUUUUGGUGGCUCUGUGUGAGAGGAUGCUGCCUGACUACUACAACACCAGGGUGGUGGGUGAGUGACUGACACAACCUCUCAUAGACACACACUUGUGUUUAAUUCCAUUGGGUUAUGUCUUUGUUUUGUUGCUCACUACAUGCUUAGGAAAGAAUUAUCUGUUAAGAUUCCUCCAAAUCCCCUCAUUUUGGAGUGUUUGAUAGGGUAGACAAGCCCGUUCUUCGUUCACUGCCCUUCAAAUGGCCGUCACUCAAAUUACGUUUAUAGUAGUCACACAGUGACCGCGUCCCAAUAACCAUACUUGUGCUCUAAAUUAGUAAGCUAUUUGGGUAUGGAAAAAUAGAACAUUCUAUAGUAUGUGAAAUUUAGAAAAUGUAGAAUGCUUUAAAUGCCAGGAUGUCAUACUCAUUUUGGCUUUUCAUCUAGUAGAAUUCCCUGCACACUAUUGAGGAAGAGAAUUGUCUUUCCACACGUGUGUUUGACAAUAGUUUAUCAUCUGAAUAGGGGAUGCGCUCUACAAAAUUGAACGAAUGGCGGGGAACAAGCACAAUUGCACAUCUAAGAUGACGCCUUCUCAGCAAUGUUGCCUCUAAAUUGUGUGCGGCUCCCCUCGGACUGCCGCGCUGAAUAAAUAUCAGCCCACGCAGAGACGCACGAGGUUGAACUUCACUCAACUUUCUAGAGUUUUCCCCCUUAGUUAACACGAUCAACGUUUCCCUUUACUGUGGGAAUUGUGAUCGAAUCAACGCAAUAUUAGCCACUUUCAAUGCAACAUACCGAAACAAAACAAACUAUGCAGGACUUGAUAUGCAAAACUAACUAUGCAAGAGAUUUUGUUGUAGGCAGAACGCAUCGAAGUAGGAUUCUAUUGCAUUGACACACACUACUCAGCCCGUACUCUACACAGACCGGUGCGGCAUAAACAAUCAGAGCUGCAGUAGGCCUAUAUGCAAAUAGACCAUUGCCAUAUAUGGAUCUGUGCCAUUAACUUUGAACUGGACUGUGUUUACAGCAUGAGCGGUCGUGAGUAGAUGCGCUUGUUUUGAGAUCAAAGCGAGAGCUGCAUAUAACCACGUGUGCACAUUUUGUUCAUAUCCUUUGCUAGUUGGUGAUUUAAUAGCCCAGUUACAGAUCAUUUGUAGUCAGCAAUGGGGGAGUGAUUGCUUCCAACAAGAGGACAAAACGUGUACAUUUCUAGACAUCUUUGAAAAGCAAGUGUUAGGCCGUGUUGUGUUUUGAGACCGGCUUGAAUAAGCUAAGUAGGCAGAGGGUAGCAUAAUUUGUCUGAUUCUCUGUAAUAAUGGAAUGGGAAUAAUAAUGCAUUGUAUUUUGUAAAGUGGUUUCUUGCAACAAACAACACAACAAAAUUUUCUGUCACCUCCUUGUCUGAAGGACAAGUGUAUAACAGGUUAAUGUCAAGCCCUGCAUGUGUUUUUCAAAAGUCUCAUGGAAUGUAGGCCUACAUUGAACACUACACAUUGGCUGCCACUGUAGGCUGAAUGAUAGAACAGCUAUUUCCAUGUUGAAAUGUUAGGGAAUGCAUUUUCUCCAUUGGCCUACAUUAUGAUCAAAUAGCCACAGUAGCCUACUUGACCACUGUCUGAAACUGUAACUUAAAGCGGGUACAGCCUCAGUGUUCACAGUAAACGUGCGCUGAAAGUUGCACAGAAUUUUCACAAAGUUACAUUUUGCGCUCAGCAGACCUGAAAUUUGCUCAGUGCUGAAAAAAAUGUGAGGGAACAUUGCUUCUCAGUAUGGAUGAGUAGUAUGUUGAUAUUUGUUGCUUAUUGCAUACCUUAUUACUAAACAGUACGUUCUAAAUAGUACGAUUAGUACAAGGUAUGUCGUUUUAGUAAGUAUAGUAGGCAAGCCAGAUUUCAGACAUGGCCACUCAGUCGUUUUGGAGCGAGUAGAGGAAGCGAAAAUUGGAUAUAAUUUACCCUGUGUCUCUCUCUCUCGCUCUCCCUUUCUCUCUCCCAGGUGCUCUCGUUGACCAGGGCGUGUUCGAGGAGCUGACUCGCGAGUGCCUCCCCUUCCUCUACGAGCACAUGCAGGAGCUGGGAGUCAUCUCCACCAUCUCCCUCUCCUGGUUCCUCACCCUGUUCCUUAGCGUCAUGCCCUUCGACAGCGCCGUGCUUCUGGUCGACUGCUUCUUCUACGAGGGCAUCAAGGUCAUCUUCCAGGUAGCACUGGCCGUGCUGCACGCCAACAUGGACACCCUGCUGGGCUGCACUGACGAGGGAGAGGCCAUGACCAUCCUUGGACGGUGAGUGGGGGAUGGAAUCGACGGAGGGAAUGGAAGGAAGGCAGGGAGGGACCAUAGUUGUGGUCAUCUGCUGGGCUGCACUGAUGAGGGAGAGGCCAUGACCUUCCUUGGACGGUGAGUGGGGGAAGGGAAAGGAAGGGAUGGAAGGAAGGAACAAUUUCUCAAGUGUUUCUUACCUAAUUCACUUGACUGAACUGACUCCCAUGUAAUUGACACCAACACACAUUACGCAGCCAAAUGUUUAAUUGGAAUGGUAACUAUAGUGUAACUAUACAGAAAGGUUUUUUAUUUAUGAAUGAUGGCAUUACUACUCUAGACUGAUGAAGCUAUAGCCACAUUGCCCUGGAGUGCAAAAUAUUGAAAUCUCUCUCUCUCACUCACUCACAGGUAUCUGGACAAUGUUGUCAACAAGCAGACUGUGUCUCCGCCCAUUCCCCACCUCCACGCCCUGUUGACCAGUGGCGAUGAGCCACCGCCUCAGAUUGACGUGUUCCAGCUCAUCAAGUCAUCCUGUGACGUAAGACAUAACUAGUAGAGCCACAUUACCUUUCACUGAAAAUUCAUUCCAUUCUUAGUUCUGUCACACAACUCACUGGUUAAGUCAAUCGCAUAGAACAAGGAGAGAUUGAUGUAGAUUCUGCAUAUUAGUGACUUCACUGCCUUUUCCCUCUGUCUGUCCGUGUCCCUGAGCAGAAGUUUGGUAGUCUGCGUGCUGAUGUCAUCGAGCAGAUGAGGUUCAAGCAGAGGUUAAAGGUUAUCCAAUCGCUGGAGGACACCGCCAAGAGGAGCGUGGUGAGUUCAUAUGUCAAAGAAGCAGUGGUGUAAAGUAACUAGCUAAAAAACUUUGAAAUAUAUAGUACUUAAGUAGUUUUUGUGGGUGUCUGUACUUUACUUCACUGUUUAUAUAUUUUACUUUUACUCCACUACAUUCCUAAUGAAAAUAUGUACUUUUUACUCCAUACAUUUUCUAUGACACCCAAAAGUAUUUGUUACAUUUUGAUUGCUUAGCAGGACAAGGAAAUUGUCAAAUUCACGCACAUAUCAAUAUAUCAUACGUUGUCAUCCCUACUGCCUCUGAUCUGGCGGACUAACUAAACACAAAUACUGCGUUUGCAAAUUAUGUCUGAGUGUUGGAGUGUGCUCCUGGCUGUCCGUGUGACAAUUCAGUACUUUUUCCACCACUGUACUUAAGUACAUUUAAAAACAGAUACUUUUAGACAUGUUACUGAAGUAGUAUUUUACUGGGUGACUUUCACUUUUACUUGAAUCAUUUUCUAUUAAGGUAUCUUUACUUUUACUCAAGAAUGACAAUUUAGUACUUUUUCCACUACUGCAAAGAAGUGACCAUGAAUGAAGCACUUGGUGACCUCGCCUCUGACAGUUCCCUAUGAAAUGACCCACUGUAAACAAGCAAAACAGAGCAGCCAAUUUAACAGAAGUUUUUAUUGAUUAGUAUUCAGGAUAAUGUGUAUCCAAGUCUGUACUGUGUUGUUGUCAACAAAUUGCAUAUUCACUGGACAUCUUCAUAUGUCCAUAAUUAUCACUUAGCAAUGGCUAUGGAGGAGAAAGUAGUGCGCUUGGAACGGUCAGACAGAAACCGCAUUGGCCCAACUCUCUAUACACUUGAGUGUACAAAACUGACCAUGUGAAUCCAGGUGAAAGCUAAAUUCCCUUAUUGAUGUCACUUGUUAAAUCCACUUCAAUCAGUGUAAAUGAAGGGGAGGAGACAGGUUAAAGAAGGAUUUUUAAGCCUUGAGACAAUUGAGACAUUGUAUGUGUGCCAUUGAGGGUGAAUGGGCAAGACAAAAGAUUGAAGUGCCUUUGAACGGGGUAUGGUAGUAGGUGCCAGAUGCACCAGUUUGAGUGUGUCAAGAACAGCAACGCUGCUGGGCUUUUCACGCUCAAUAGUUUCCCGUGUGUAUGAAGAAUGGUCUACCACCCAAAGGACAUCCAGCCAACUUGACAUAACUGUGGGAAGCAUUGGAGUCAACAUGGGCCAGCAUCCCUGUGGAAUGCUUUUGACAACUUGGAGAGUCCAUGUACCGACAAAUUGAGGCUGUUCUGAGGGCAAAAGGGGGUGCAACUCAAUAUUAGGAAGGUGUUCCUAAUGUUUGGUAUGCUCUGUGUAUAUGACUCAGGAUUAGGUUAUACAUUCCAACCUUUAAGGGAUACUUCAAGAUCUUGGCAAUGAGGCCAAAAUGCUAGCAGAUACCCAUAGACUUCCAGUCAUUGGGCUAAUGCUAGGUAGCAUUGGCUCUCGAAACUAGCACUAACUUCCUUCAUACUGGACACAGAGACAUAAAAAUGGUAUCCAUGAGUUCAUCUGACUCUGGGGAAGUAGAUAAGGGGCCUCAUUGCCAAAAACCUGAAGUAUCCCUUUAAUAAUGAUCAAUUGUGGAUAUCAGAUGUAAUAGGUUAUGUUAAGGUUGGAACAAAAACAUGUCCAUGCCUAAGUCAUACAGUGCCUACCUAAUAUGCUGUAGCCAGAGGUCUUUCUCUGUCUGAUGUAGAGCUGUGUGUCUGUCCACAGGUGAGAGCUAUCAUGACAGACUCAGCCUUCAGUAUUGAGGAGCUAGAGGAACUCUAUGUUCUCUUUAAGGUAAGAAAUCAUUGUUAUUACCGCACCUACGGCUUUUUACCCGACACUGGUUUGGAACAUUUAGUUUUCUCUGUUAGCAAUGUUGUUCUAUACUCGGGCGUGUCAACUUAGUGUGGUGGGUGGUAAUGACAACAAGUCACACAGCUGUCACACGUUAGGUGUUAUGUAACCAUUAUCAAUAGACUGAGAACAAAACAAGUUGUGAGUCAUGCCCCAAACAAGUGUAAGACAACACAUUUCACUGCACCUAUCCGGUAUAGGUGACAAAACAUUUUUUUAAAAUUAAACUGAAAGCCUGCAACAAAAGCCAUCAUUGUCAAGCCAUUGUCAAUAGCUCAAGUCCCUCAACUGUCAAGCACCAUUGCACUAUCGAUUCAAUGUUUCAAUCAGCCAGUACCACCUCUGACCUGCAUCCCACUUCCCUUCCCCAUGGCAGGCCAAGCACAUCAUGAGCUGCUACUGGGGGGCCAGCAGCACGGCGGCGGAGCGCCACGACCCCAGCCUGCCCUACCUGGAGCAGUACCGCAUUGACCUGGGACAGUUCUGCCAGCUGUUCGGGGCCCUGGGCACCUGGCUGUGUGGCACGCACACCGCCACGCUGGCCGCACGCCUCUUCCACCUGCUGGACAUGAACAAGGAUGGCCUCAUCAACUUCAAGGAGUUUGUCACAGGCCUGAGUGAGUUUGGAGAUUUGAAGUAAAGAAUCGCAACUUGCUGUUUGAAAAAUGAACUGAUUUCUAUAUAAAACAUUGAUGUUUCGGCUGUCGGGGGGAGGGGUGGGGGUUGUGCAGCUGGUGUUUUGAGGUAGUUUCGAGACCAAUUAUGUGCAGGUUUGUAGCAGGAUAAAUCCCACUGUUUAAUUGACUGGUUGAUUAUAAGAUUGUAGUCAGCAUGGAUCCAACUGACCCACCACGUGUCUCCCAUCAGGUGGGAUGUACCACGGAGACAUGACAGAGAAACUGAAGUUACUGUACAAACUUCACCUGCCUCCAGGUAAGCAGGGAAAAGCACAACUCUGCCGGUCCAAUAACAGUCGGAUCAACUCAUUGUAGACAUGGAUAUUCACACUCCCAUUCUCACUAAUUGGCUUCACACACUUUUUCCCUCAAACAGAGUUGUAGUGAAUCAGCACACAGUCCUGUGACCCUGUGCUUUGGGUGGUGUGUUUUUAAAGGGACAGACACCAUGUGUGUGCAUGACAGAAUAAUUACGUUAGUGUCUGUGGGUGUUUUACAAUAGUGUUUCAGAAAGGGAACAAUUUAGCAGUUUUGGAGAAAAGAUGUGUACGUGCGUACUUGUGUAUGUGUUAUGAUAAUACAUUCUGGGGCUAACAUGCUUCUUGUUUCUCUUACAGCAUUGUGUCCAGAGGAGGCGGAGUCUGCACUGGAAGCGGCACAGUUCUUCACUGACGAUGACACUCCACAGGGUACACACACACAUUGCUGUUUACAUAAACAUAACAUAUUCCCUCAUAGGAGGGAACACACACACUUGUGAACCAUCUUUCAUGCUGUAGUUUGCUCACAAUUUACAUGCAAUAUUUUACAUGUUGGUUAGAUUUCUUUGCUUGAGGCAAUGAGUGGUUCUUACAUUCCUGCUCCCUUGCAUGCGUCUGUGCAUGGAAAACGGAUUCCUACUACUGACUUAACUAAACAGAAUAUGUAUUCUCAUCUUCCUAUCGUUUGAUGCCCUCCCUCCCUGCCUCCCUCUUUCUCCUCCCACCCUCUCUUUCCUCCCUCUCUCCUCUCCUCUCCUCCCUCCCUUCUCACUUGUCUUAAUCUCUCUAUCUUGCUCUUUAUCUAUCGCUCUCUUUAAUUCUUCCUCUCAUGUCUGUCCUCUCUCCCCAUCUGGUUCCAAUUUCUUCUCACCGCUCCAGAACCUACCUUCCUGUCUGAUCUGGACUUCCUGGUGCAGGAAGUGACCUCAGGUUUGUCUCUCUGUAAAUCUCUGUGUCACAAAGACACUUUUGAUCAACAAAAUGGUGGCCACACUGUCUUCAGGGGGAAUAGUCAAUAUCAUGUUUGAAUAAUCUGAAAACUUGUGAAACAAUGAUUAGUUGUAGUUCAUAGAGGACAUAUCUCUAACCUGUUAAUAACCUCCCCAUGUGGUAUAGCACAUUCAAUGACAGCACAGCAUCAUACCAGCAGAUUACAGAACUAGCCUCCUAGCAUCUGGGGGCUAGUUGAGUCACAUUUUCUGUGAAGUGGAUGUCUCACAAACUAGCACAAACAUCAAACUAACUGUAAUCAUUUUACACUGGAAAGACCCCCCACCUCCCAACCCCUGUCUAGGUAACCCACUUUCCUACUUGUCACAGUAGUGUGUACACUGGUGUGGAUGGUCUGAUUAGUGACUUUGUGGACAUGAUGAUGGUGGUGGUUGUCUCUGUCUGCAGGAGAGGAGGUGAAAGAGGCUGGGGACGCGUCGGGAAGCAGAGAUGCAGAGGAGAAGAUAGGUGUGCCUCACUCCCCUGCCUAUAUUAAUGACCUUUCUACAGUAUUGGUCUUCUUCCUUGUCCUGCCCUCUGCAAGAUUCAAGCGGUAUUGCUAUACAUACAGUGCCUUCAGAAAGCAUUCAUACCCCUUGACUUAUUCUACAUUUUGUUGUGUUACAGCCUGAAUUCAAAAUGGAUUACAUUUGUUUUUUUGUUUUUCUCACCCAUCUACACACAAUACCCCAUAAUGACAAAGUAAAAACAUGUUUUUAUAAAUAUUUGCAAAUUUAUUGAAAAUUAAAUACAGAAAUAUCUAAUUUACAUAGUUAUUCACACCCCUUUGCUAUGACACUCCAAAUUGAGCUCAGGUGCAUCCAAUUUAAUUUGAUAAUCCUUGAGAUGUCACUACAACGUGAUUGGAGUCCACCUGUGGCCCAUUCAAUUGUUUGGACAUGAUUUAGAAAGAAACACACCUGUCUAUAUAAGGUCCCACAGUUGACAGUUCAUGUCAGAGCAGAAACUAUACCAGGAAGUCUAAGGAACUGUCCAUAGAUCUCUGACAAUUGUGAUGAGGCAUAUGUCUGGGGAAGAGUAUAAAACUAUUGAAAGUGUUGAAAGUUUCCAAGAGCAUAGUGAACUCCAUCAUUGGGAAAUUGAAAAAAUAUGGAAUUACCCAGACUACCUAGCGCUGGCCAUCCAACCAAACUGAGCAACCAGGCAAGAAGGACCUUGGUCAGGGAGGUGACCAAGAACACAGUGACCACUCUGACAAAACUACAGAGUUACUUGGCUGAGAUGGGAGAACCUGUCAGAAUGACAAGUCUCUACAGCACUUCACCAAUCUGGGCUUUAUGGGAGAGUGGCCAGACGGAAGCCACUCCUGAGAAAAAGGCACAUGACAGCACACCUGGAGUUUGCAAAAAGGCAUGUGAAAGACUCUGAGAGCAUAAGGAAAACGAUUGUGGUCUGAUGGAAACUGGUAAGGAUAGAGGGAACAAUGAAUGGAGCCAAAUACAGGAAAAUCCUUGAUGAGAACCUGCUUCAGAGUGCAAACAACCUUAGACUGGGGCGAAGAUUUACGUUCCAAGAGGAAAAUGACCCCAAGCAUACAGCCAAAGCAAUGCUGGAAUGGCUUCAGAACAAAAAUUUGAAAGCCAUUGAGUGGCCCAGCCAAAGCCCAGACUUGAAUCCCAUUGAAAAUCUGUGGAAAGACUUGAAGAUUGCUGUUCACUGCCACUCCCCAUCUAACUUAACAGAGCUUGAGAAUAUCUGAGAGGAAGAAUGGGAAAAAUCCAGAUGUGCAAAGCUGAUACAGACAUACCCAAGACGACUCAAAGCUGUAAUCAAAGUAUUGAGUCGGGUGCGAAUACUUGUGAAUUAUAUAUUUCUGUAUUUCAUUUUCAAUACAAUUGCGAUCAUCUUUAAAGACAUGUUUUCACUUUGUCAUUAUGGAUUAUUGUGUGUAGAUUGGUGAGAAAAAACAUAUAUAUUUAAUCCAUUUUAAAUUCAGGCUGUAACACAACAAAAUAUGGAAUAAGUCAAGAGGUAUGAAUAAUUUCUGAAGGCACUGUAUCCAGUGUAAUAUUGUGAUGUCUGUUUCAGAGGUGAAGGACUAUAAGUACUACCUGCGGAUGUGGGCCAUGGAGAAUGAGCCCAAGAAGGAGACUAUUAAAGACCUUCGCAGGAUGAACCAGGUACAUACUACAUUACUGAGAGUUGACUACUCAUACACACUUAGAGAAGCCAUUUCUGACUGAUCCCCUGUUUGUGUCCUCUACAGGAACAGUUCAUAGAGCUGUGUAAGACCCUGUACAACAUGUUCAGCGAGGACCCACUGGAGCAGGAGCUCUACCACGCCAUCGCCACUGUGGCCAGCCUGCUGCUGCGCAUUGGAGAGGUGGGCAAGAAGUUCACCAACAACGGUGCCAAGAAACAAACCGACACCACCAAUGCCCAGGCUCCCGCCCCUGCCGCUGAACUUUCCCAACCCGAAAAAGAGGGGCCGAACGGGGAGAGCAGCUCAGGCCAGUCCCUGGUCUGCAGGGCCUUGGCGGAGGCCCAGCUAGAAACGCCGCCUCAGCAGUCGUCGGAUGAAGAAGUGAAGGAUGACACGUCGGUCUCGUCCUACUCCAUGGUGAGCACAGGUUCGCUGCAGUGCGAGGACAUCGCCGACGACACGGUCCUGAUUGGCUGCUCCGGUGACCAGCAGCGGCGAGGCAGCAUACUGGACGGCGAUUGGUCCAUCACCUUCGAGCAGGUGCUGGCGUCGAUGCUCACCGAGCCGCCCCUGGUGGACUACUUUGAGAAGAAGGGAGACAUUCAGGCAAGAAUGGCCGCCUGUAAGAUGCAAAGGGGGGUGGAGAGGCAGGUGAGCUCGUCAAGCGACCACGAAUUGGCCCAGCUCUCGACC
Molecule: messenger RNA, 12194 nt
Organism: Coregonus sp. 'balchen'
Lineage: Eukaryota; Metazoa; Chordata; Actinopteri; Salmoniformes; Salmonidae
Source: the annotation of a GenBank genome assembly